Thamnophis elegans (Western terrestrial garter snake) is the source of this 1782-nucleotide messenger RNA. RefSeq names its product cholinergic receptor muscarinic 4 (gene CHRM4). The transcript is spliced from 2 exons. Bases 141 to 1553 code for a protein of 470 amino acids. Gene Ontology annotation, molecular function: G protein-coupled acetylcholine receptor activity; G protein-coupled serotonin receptor activity. Gene Ontology annotation, cellular component: plasma membrane; synapse; dendrite. Gene Ontology annotation, biological process: regulation of locomotion; G protein-coupled receptor signaling pathway, coupled to cyclic nucleotide second messenger; adenylate cyclase-inhibiting G protein-coupled acetylcholine receptor signaling pathway. Lineage: Eukaryota; Metazoa; Chordata; Lepidosauria; Squamata; Natricidae. The record is from RefSeq and is a predicted model, not a curated record.
CUGUGUGUUUGGUUGGAUAAUGAGUUUUCAAUCAUUGCUUGGAUUGCACAACCUCCCCUUGGGAGAUACAGCAAGGUGGGGUUGUCAAUUACUUGCAAGACUUCACAUCUAAUUUGUCUUCUCAGCCUGAACUGUUAAGGAUGGCUAACUUCACCAAUGGCAAUUUCACCAAGGAAAACACUGCUAAAUAUAAAAUCGUGGAAAUGAUUUUCAUAGUUACUGUAACUGGGUCACUUAGUCUUGUCACUGUGGUUGGAAAUAUCUUGGUCAUGCUGUCCAUCAAAGUGAACCGCCAACUUCAGACUGUCAACAACUAUUUCCUCUUUAGCUUGGCCUGUGCUGACUUGAUAAUUGGCAUCUUCUCAAUGAAUCUCUACACCGUGUAUAUAGUCAAGGGCUAUUGGCCACUUGGGGCUGUAGUAUGUGACCUCUGGCUGGCGCUAGACUAUGUAGUGAGUAAUGCUUCUGUCAUGAACUUACUCAUCAUCAGUUUUGACCGCUAUUUCUGCGUUACCAAACCACUGACCUACCCAGCUAGGCGGACAACCAAAAUGGCAGGAUUGAUGAUUGCAGUUGCUUGGAUAUUAUCCUUUAUCCUCUGGGCACCUGCCAUAUUAUUUUGGCAGUUCAUUGUUGGAGAGAGGACAGUACCAGAAGGACAGUGUUACAUUCAGUUCCUCUCCAAUCCAGCUGUAACCUUUGGCACAGCCAUUGCUGCUUUCUACCUCCCAGUGGUUAUCAUGACUGUGCUGUACAUCCAUAUCUCAUUGGCCAGCCGGAGCCGUGUGAGAAGGCACAAACCAGAGAGUAAGAAAGAGAAGCGGACUAAGCCACUCAGCUUUCUGAAAAGUCCUCUGGUCAAGCAGAAUAACAACAAUUCUCCCAAGAAAGUGGUGGAGGUGAAGGAGGAAGCAAAAAAUGGGAAAGUAGAAGAGCAGCCCUUGCAACCCUCUGAAACUACUGGCCACCAAGAGGAGAAAGAAACCUCUAAUGAAUCCAGCACGGUAAGCAUCACCCAGAUGAAUAAAGAGAAACAGGGGCUGGAGAUUGUACCAGCUGAUACAGGCGAGAGCCCUGCCCAUCCUCGGAUCAACCCUGCCUCUAAGUGGUCCAAAAUUAAGAUAGUCACUAAACAAACUGGGACUGAAUGUGUCACUGCCAUUGAGAUUGUCGCAGAGAAAGAAGCCCGUUCCACCCCAAUUACCUUAUCAAACAGUCGUCCGGCUAAUGUUGCCAGGAAAUUUGCCAGCAUUGCCAGGAGUCAGGUGAGGAAGAAGCGACAAAUGGCAGCUCGAGAGAGGAAAGUCACCAGAACCAUUUUUGCCAUCUUGUUGGCUUUCAUUUUGACAUGGACACCUUACAAUGUGAUGGUCCUCAUUAAUACUUUCUGCGAUUAUUGUGUUCCUGAAACAGUCUGGUCCAUUGGGUACUGGUUGUGCUAUGUCAACAGCACCAUCAACCCAGCUUGUUAUGCCCUUUGCAAUGCUACCUUCAAGAAAACCUUUAAGCAUCUUCUGAUGUGUCAGUACAGGAACAUUGGUACUGCAAGAUAAUCUGGAUUUGGGGGAAGACUCAGCAAUGGGGUCAUUGUGGAGAUUUGUUAUUCUCCAAUCAAAUAACUCUAAUAUUCUUAGUCUUAACAUUCAUUACUAGAUGGAGCCUUUCACCAAAUGCAGAAUCAGAACUAGUGAAAACAUAUGAUUUCAACAUUCUUGAUUCUUGAAUAUUCACCAAGAAAUAGACAGCUCUUCCACCCAGAUGAUCCUCUUGACUGUGCUUCUU